Verruconis gallopava is the source of this 1021-nucleotide messenger RNA. RefSeq lists its product as uncharacterized. Gene Ontology annotation, cellular component: endoplasmic reticulum membrane. The record is from RefSeq and is a predicted model, not a curated record. The coding region runs from base 187 to 780 and encodes 197 amino acids. The transcript has a single exon. Lineage: Eukaryota; Fungi; Ascomycota; Dothideomycetes; Venturiales; Sympoventuriaceae. Gene Ontology annotation, biological process: vacuolar proton-transporting V-type ATPase complex assembly.
CGGGCAUUCCCCGGCUCGAGACACGUCGCUGUCACAACGUCCACUGCUUCGCCGUGCGUUCGGUCGUAUUUGACACUGGUGAAUCUGUCCAACCCUAGCCCCUAAUCUUUCCAGAGAAAUACCGUCCUACGAAGCGCAUCUCUGCGGCCUCCUGUCUCAAGGCCGAGCUCUAGGCCGUAAUCAAUCAUGUCGCAGUUCAUAACCUCCCUGUGGGAGUCAAUCUUCACACCCGGCCCUACUCCAACCCUCCUCAUAGCUGCUAACGCUACAUUUGCCUCUCUUCAAAUACUGCUUCUCAUUCUUUUCCUUGCAACCUACUCGGCGCAUUUCAUUGCGCUCUCCACCAUCUGCGCGGGCGUGUGGUGGGGCAUCAAUUGGUUUGCCGCUGAGCUGGCCAAGGCACAGCGCGCGGAGGAGGAAGCUGCGCGGAUACGCAAGGAACGUCGUGCAAAAUCACCCUCCGGUGCGCUAGAUGGCGCCACUAGUGGAGGCGAAGGGGACGGCGAGGACGAGGAGACCGAGACGGAGGUGGAAGGGGUUCCGGCAGGGUCAUCUUCGAGUCUUAGGCUGAGAGGCGGGCCGAACAAAAUCAAGAAUGUGCUCAAGAGCGCGGGCUACAACGUCGAGGGAAAUAUUGACGAGGCACAAGGGAGCCAGAGCAAAAGCCUCGAGCCACCCGCCGGGCUGCAAAAGCGGAGGGCCGGGCAGGGAAGCUCAACGGACUUGAGCGUGUCCGGCACGGACAGCGAGUGGGAGAAGAUAUCAGAGACUGAUAAAUAGACCACCACGUUCAACUGCGGUGAGCGAUUAGGUGCUUCGCAGGUCGGCGGCGCCGAUAGGACCAAGAUGUUGCAGAUUCGUGUUUUGGAGGAGAUUUCUGCGUCUGGUAAAUCAUGCCUAGAGUUGCCUUACUCUUCAAUCAUCUCUGGUUUGAGCUAUUUUACACACUCUCAACCUUUGAGACACCUUGAUGAAGAAAUGAUAGACGUUUUGCAACAGUCACAUGCAUCCACAUUAUGCC